CAGUUCCGUACAUAAAGUACAAAAGUACAAGCAAAAGGCAAUAACCUGGACUGGAUCACCGAACCAGAGACGGGCUGCUCUUUAGCUGAGUCCCGAUCAUUUCUCGAUGCUCGACGCUCCUGUAAGCAGAACCGGUGACCAGCCUCAGCGUCUGCUUGAAGGGCCAGGUGUUCAGCUGCCAUGAUGCUGAACUACAAACUGUGUCUGCUUGUUCUUGCAAUGGCUGCUUACUGUUUAGGAUCUGAAAUUAAAAGGAGUGUUAUGUGUGAAGGGUCUCCCAUUUCAUUGUUCUGUGCACACAGUGUCAUCAAGAUCUAUGAUGCCAAGUACAGGUACACGGAUUCCUUUUUUUGUGGUCAUGUUCAACCACUUCCCAACAUGUCCAAUGUAACCUGCUCGCUGCCUGAAGCCUACAAAAUUAUAUCUGAGAGAUGUGAUGGUGAAGCACUCUGUGACUUGCUCUCGACUUCUGUAUUUCCUGACUCAUGCAAGGGCACCUUUAAAUACUUGGAUAUUGCAUACAGCUGUCUAGAGAAAUAUACUGCAGUUACUCCUGAAGGCUUUGUUCAACGUCUCAGCUGUGAAGAGGGUGUGAUAAGCAUCCACAAGGCAAACUACAGACACACUGCCUUUUUAUCCAGUGAAGGUGAACCCCAUCAACAGGUGGAUGAUCCAGAGUGUCUCCAGUCUGAAGCAUUAUCAGUCCUCUCCCAAAAGUGCAAUGGAAAGAGGGUAUGUGAGCUGAGUGUAAGUCCAGCUUUCCUGUCUGAUCCCUGUGCUGAUGGCAUCAAAUACCUGAACACUUCAUACACCUGCCUCCCUGUUAAGGGCAGCGUAAGCUGUGAACACUCCGUCAGUGAACUCAACUGCGGAACAGACGUUAUAAAAGUCUUCUAUGCUACUUAUGGACGCAGGGAUGGAACAACUUGUUCUGCUGGACAUGACCCACACAAAGUGGCUAAUGUGAAUUGUUUCCUUAAUUGUACUCAGAUGUUGUCUAUCAGAUGUGAUGGCAAGACUCGAUGUUCUGUCUCAGCCACAAACUCUGCCUUCCCUGAUCCAUGUGUCGGCACCAAAAAGUACCUUGAGGUGUUUUACGGCUGUUUCCCUGCCAGGAGAAGUAUAACAUGUGAAGGUUCCAUCAGUUACCUUGGCUGCGGGAAGGACCUCAUAAUGGUCUAUGACGCAAACUACGGUCGGAGUAACUCCACUGUCUGCAGUGCUGGCCGUCCUGACAGUCAGACAACUACCACUAACUGCUUCCUGCCUGGUGCCUUUAAAGUGAUGUCUGAAAAGUGUAAUGACAGAAGCAAGUGCGAAGUGAUGGCCUCAAACAGCGUCUUUACGGAUCCAUGUUAUGGCACGUACAAAUACCUGGAAGUGUCAUAUGGCUGCCUCCCUGCAAUUGCUUGACUCUGAAGACAUCCUUCCGUGCCUGCACCACCACAACUCUGUUUUUCACUUGCUGUCCAUUUUAGGUGAAAAGUAACUUGAAUGGAAUCACAAGCAAAAUGUUCUGCAAAUCAAACACAGCUGUGGAGUGGGCAUUUUUAAACAGUUUGAACAAACGAAACUCGAAAAUAGCUAUCCCAUCACAAAUACAGCUUCUUCUAAACUGCGUAUAUCCAAAUGGCUCUCUUAGAACAUAUAAGGUUUCCUCCAAAAGGAAUGUGGUUAAUGCUUGUUACAGGAAAUGUCAUGGAAAAGUCUCAUGGAUGUGGCCUAGACUGAUCUUCUGCAUAUUAAAGAUUAUUGGGGGUGGAUCUAU
Molecule: messenger RNA, 1768 nt
Organism: Scleropages formosus (Asian bonytongue)
Lineage: Eukaryota; Metazoa; Chordata; Actinopteri; Osteoglossiformes; Osteoglossidae
Product: L-rhamnose-binding lectin CSL1-like
Exons: 17
Coding region: 181-1413 (410 amino acids)
Molecular function (GO): carbohydrate binding
Source: RefSeq, a predicted model, not a curated record